UGUACGAACUGACGGCCGGUUGUGACCGACGUUAAACCAAAAGACGAGACGCACGUGCGAAGACGAGAUAAAUAACGUAGUGCAACAAAACGAUCCCGAUCAAAAGCGCUCGCCAGUGUAAUUACAGAUAAAAACCGAUACCUUAUCACCGCUUCGCAGACACAUUCUGCGAGAGGCUGAAUGAAAGAGGAAGUCAUCCCGAAGAAAACUCGCUUAGUAAUGGAAGAAGAGAUUGGUACCACCAGACGCCUUGAUGUACAUAGACGUUCUUCAGACGACGGUAUCAACAACCGACACCAUUGCGUGCGUAGAUUUCCUUCAAACGGCGAUGGCAAUGAUAAUUCGCAAGAACACAGGAACAUUGACGUUAAUCAACUCAAUCGUGUGCGUAGGAGACUUAAUUUCGACGACGGUGACAACGACAAUCCACAGGAACGUGAAAAUAUUAACAAUCAUUUUUUGGAAGAAAAACGAAUACAAUUGGAAAAGGCCAAAAAGAAGUGGGAUUUCGAUUUUCUACGCGGAAGGCCAGUGGAGAAUCCUGUUCGUUUCGAAUGGACACGACUUGAUGAACAAGGAAAUGAAAUUUCGAAUCUAAAAUAAAUUAGGAUAAAUUUACAAGAAA
Molecule: messenger RNA, 625 nt
Organism: Cyphomyrmex costatus
Lineage: Eukaryota; Metazoa; Arthropoda; Insecta; Hymenoptera; Formicidae
Exons: 3
Coding region: 181-603 (140 amino acids)
Biological process (GO): regulation of cell cycle
Cellular component (GO): nucleus
Molecular function (GO): cyclin-dependent protein serine/threonine kinase inhibitor activity
Source: RefSeq, a predicted model, not a curated record